AUGAAAAAAUCAAAGAAGAGGUAUCACACUUUAUCUGAAGUUUGGGAAAUUGUUACCAAUUUAGAAAAUAAAACACAAAGGCUGCCUGAAUUGCUUGGAUUUCGCAGCAUUGAUAUAGGCAAGGGCUAUAAAAAGCUGAUUACCUUAUGCAACUCUUUAAGCAUUAUUUUUCUUCAAUAUAACUUACAAUCUGAUGCUCUAAAGAUGCUUCGAAAAGCAUCAGACGCUGAUAAUGGCCUUCAACGAUUUGGAAUAGAGUCAGACAAAUGCUGGCAAGGCUCAUUGAUUACUUAUACCGCUUUGGCUUUAUUUUUCCAUAAGUAAUUUUUCUAUAGAGGGUUGGACAUUACCAGGAAUCACUCAAACUUUUAUUCCAAGCUCAAAAUUCUAUCAUAAAAUUAAAAGAAACUGGAGGAAUUUUGCUUCCAGAUGUCGGAAUUUCUGUUAACAUGCUGACUUUUGUUGCUUUAUGAAAAAUUAAAAGAUUUAAAGAAGCUACAGGAUAUUUAGAAUCUGCAGGCCAAAUUUUGAAUUCUAUCAUAAGAAAAGAAAGGGUAUCGAAAAUGUCAACCCUUAGUACUCAGAACUUAUAUGGGUUGAUUUUAAUGGGCCUCGCUGGGCUCAAAGCAGCUGCAGAAAAUAAUAUCACACAAGCUAUUCAGCUCUGCAUAGAUGGUGUUGAGCAGCUUGAGGAAACAGUAGUUGUCAGAUCUUUAUUAGAGAAGUUGCUAAAGUUUCUAUCAAAAUCGCAUGAAAUCGAUUUGAAUGUGAGGCAAACAGCAUUUAAUUUUACAGCAAUGAGCUUAAAAGAAAAUGCUGAAGAUUGAUUAAUUACAAAAGAGUUUGAAAAAAUUUUAUUUUUAACAACUUUUUUACCUCUAAUCGCUCCUAAUACACCUAUGAUUAGAGAGUCUGAGUUGACAGAAGAAAAGCAAGGAGAAACAGAAGAAAGUGCAGAUCUAAGUUCCCAAGAGCAGCUAGAUGAAGUUCCAUCAAAUGAAGAACAAAAGCCUUAUCUUCAGCUGAUAAAAAAUGCAAUUAAUAAGAAAAACUUCAAUUUUGAUGUGAAUGCAAUUUCAAGAUCCUCCAGAAGAAAUGUCCAGAGCACUCCUAAAAGACGGUUAAGUUCCCCCAAACAUUGAUGGGAGAGCAAAAAAAUCCUGAAAAAUAUGCUGAGUGAUACAUCAAACGCUCAAAUUGAAAUCCAGAAAAUAGCAGCAGCACCAAGAUAUAGAAGUGAGCCACGCACAAGGGACCCUAAAUUUAUGCCAAAACCUCCAUCAUCAAUAACAAGCAUGAGAUCUAACCGUCUGAUGCCGAUGGCGACAAAUCUAAAUUCUCCAAACCUGUCUCAAUAUAAAUCCAAUAUUAUGAACCCAAAAGAUCAUAGAGAGCUAAUAAUGCUUGAGUUUAAUCCUACACUAGACGCUUCAGGCAAGCAUGUACCAGUUGAAUUAGUGCCUAUGACAAAUUAUUCAAAAAUGAGUUCUAAAGAUGCAAGGUUUCGAUCUACAAGUCUUUUUGAUGAAGAAAAUACUAAUAUUUGUGAUUAA
Messenger RNA from Blepharisma stoltei, 1553 nucleotides. Lineage: Eukaryota; Ciliophora; Heterotrichea; Heterotrichida; Blepharismidae. The record is from the annotation of a GenBank genome assembly.